AUGAUACAGUCCGGAGGCAGCGUCAAAGACGUCACAGGUUUUGUGAUCAACGCACUCUUCGGCGGCCAAGUCAACACCGUUCUUGUUGAUCUUUGUCUGCGGGAGAGCGUGCGCCUGACGAUACGUGGAGCCCCCGGGAGCGACGUGCUUCUUGAGAAGGCCAAGCAGGGUGACAAGGUCGAGGUGAUUCCGGACGGAUCGUACGCAACGUUCCUGCUUGAUCUAGCUCAUUUUAACCCGGAAAUUUAUACUGAGCCAUUGCGCUUCGAUCCUAGCCGGUAUGAGGCCCACCGCGCCGAGGAUGAAAGAGUCCCGUAUGCUUUCAUAGGCUGGGGCGUUGGGAGACAUCCGUGCUUGGGAACUCGCUUUGCGAAGCUGGAGAUCACCUUGAUCAUGGCUUACUUUUUCGCACUCUUUGACUUUGAGCUAGCUGCAGAUGCAGGUGGCGGUCCUACAACUUACCCGGUGUUUGAAAAGGCUGCGCGCGAAUAA
Molecule: messenger RNA, 492 nt
Organism: Cryphonectria parasitica EP155
Lineage: Eukaryota; Fungi; Ascomycota; Sordariomycetes; Diaporthales; Cryphonectriaceae
Product: cytochrome P450
Exons: 6
Coding region: 1-492 (163 amino acids)
Molecular function (GO): monooxygenase activity; iron ion binding; heme binding
Source: RefSeq, a predicted model, not a curated record